Messenger RNA from Loa loa (African eye worm), 1049 nucleotides. RefSeq names its product trappc3-prov protein. The coding region runs from base 405 to 950 and encodes 181 amino acids. The record is from RefSeq and is a predicted model, not a curated record. Gene Ontology annotation, biological process: intra-Golgi vesicle-mediated transport; endoplasmic reticulum to Golgi vesicle-mediated transport. Lineage: Eukaryota; Metazoa; Nematoda; Chromadorea; Rhabditida; Onchocercidae. The transcript is spliced from 5 exons. Gene Ontology annotation, cellular component: TRAPP complex; cis-Golgi network membrane; cytosol.
CCGUAUGUUUAAUAACUGCUGUACUUAUUUUUUGAUCGAAGAAGAUAACUGCUAGUAGAUAGACUUCAUUCUAGUUUUCAUAAUUUAAAAAUUUUUUAUUGCUACCAGGAUGCGCAUAAUCUUUGUGUAAACUUUACACUUAACUCAGGUCCGGUGUCAGACAUUAGAAUUUGACACAGGACGUGAGUUAAGUCCGGAGUGAGGAUGAAUAACAUGGAGUAAAUGAAGAGAUGGACUAAAAUUUAAGCGAAAAGGAUUUAAAUCGGAGCAUAAUUUCGGGAAACUUUGAAAUAUUAUCGUUCAGUAGAAUAACUGGAGGAUAAGGAUGUAUGCAAUUCUAUUAAUUGAUAAUUUGUUAUUUAGCGUUUUCAUUUUCCUUGUUAUCGUCUAAUAUUGAGCUAAAUAUGUCGAAACAGACGAAGUUUCCGAUGGGGAUCGACUCGAAGAAGAUCAGUGGUGAGCUAUUCGCUCUCACAUAUGGGGCUUUGGUGGCAGAACUACUCCGAGAUUUGGAAAACCCUCUGGCGGUUAAUCGACAGCUAGACAAAAUGGGCUACAAUAUAGGACUACGAUUAGCCGAUGAUUUGCUGGCAAAGAAUUCUCAAAUUCAGCGUUGUACAGACAUGCAUCAAGUUGCUGAUGUGCUCGCGAAAAUUGCUGUACGCAGUUAUCUUGGAGUAACUGCGCAAGUGUCGAACUGGAAUUCUCGCAAUGACGAGUUUUCUCUCGUCCUUGAUGCGAACCCUUUAGCAGAAUUUGUUGAAGUACCACCCGAGUUAGCACAAGACCUUAGGUAUUCACAAAUACUUUGUGGCGCAAUACGAGGAGCUUUGGAAAUGAUGCACAUGGAAGUGCAAACAUUUAUCGUGCAGGAGCACAGUCAGAGUGUUGAGAUCAGAGUAAAAUUCAUUCGAAUAUUACAAGAAUCAGUCCCACCUGGAGAUGAUUAGUUUCCUUGUUAUUGUAAUUGUUAUGUUUUCCGUUCUCCAAACAUUUCACUACCACUUGCUAGAAAUUGUGCAUCAUUAAUUUUAUACUGUAUAAAAGCG